AGCCAGCUAACUACCCCAUCUCGUAACACUAUUAAAGAAGAGAAAAGGUUUUCCAUGAUGCGUGGAAGUAGCCUAAUUUACAGAGGAAAAGGUGAAGAAAGUGUCAAGAAAUGCUUCCAGAGAGUAUUAACCUGUCAAUGAUCAAACGUCCCUUUGAUGAGGCAGGGAGCAUCUAGAAACAGCAGCAAGAGACCCUAAUCUUUUUUUGAGAGAAAGAUCUGAGACAACUCACUGAAGCUUUCAUGCAACGCGGCUAGAAAAGCAGAGGAGUGCAUUGCAGAAGAGGAAGUUCCUCUGUCAAAGAGGUUCAGAACUUCAAAGUGGUUCCUGAUGUUCUCCUUGAAAAUGAUGGCUUCCAUGAGACUGAGAAAGAUGAUGACUUUCAUAGUGACUUUGAUGUCUGCUGGGUUCUGUUUGCUUAUCAAGCUGAAUUCUGACAGACUGUGCAUAUUCUGUCAAGCAAAAUAUGAGGUCAUUUCCUAUAAGAGAGACAGUGGAAAUUUUCUGAACCAGCCACAUGUGAAUUGCAGUAGGGACACUCCAUUCCUGGUCAUUCUUGUAACAUCAUCUCCUGGCCAGUCAAAUGCUCGAACGGCUAUCCGUGAGACCUGGGGCAAAAAAGGAUUAGUAGCCAACAAACGCAUUGUGACCUAUUUCCUCCUAGGAACUACUUUGAAUCACAAUGACCAUAUGGCUGUUACUGCUGAGAGCGUGAAAUAUAAAGACAUCAUCCAGAAGGAUUUUAUAGAUACCUAUUACAAUUUAACAUUAAAGACCAUGAUGGGCAUUGAAUGGAUUCACAAAUUCUGUCCACAGUCUAGCUUUGUGAUGAAAACUGACUCUGAUAUGUUUGUCAAUACUUAUUACCUGACUGAAUUGCUUGUCAAGAGAAACAGGAAUACCAGAUUCUUCACUGGCUUUUUAAAACUGAAUGAUCGUCCAGUACGACAAUGGUUAAGUAAGUGGUAUGUAAGUAAAUAUGAGUAUCCAGGAAACAAGUACCCUCCCUUUUGUUCAGGGACUGGUUAUGUUUUUUCCACAGAUGUUGCUAGUCAGGUGUAUAACAUUUCUGAAAAUGUCCCCUUUGUUAAGCUAGAGGAUGUUUUCAUAGGUCUGUGCCUUGCAGAACUCAACAUUAAAUUGGAAGAACUCAGCUCAAAGCAAACAUUCUUCCCAGAAAGGCUUGACUUUUCUCCUUGCCGCUUUAAGAAAAUUGUGACCAGUCAUUUUGUCAAACCUUAUGAGCUGCGGACCUACUGGAAUGCACUGGAGCAGUCCAUGGAUCAAGAAUGUUCAGGUGGCUGAUACUUUCCAGCUUCAAAAACGGUCUUAAAAUAGUACUCAAGACACAAAGAGCAACAUGUGAUGAAGAGCUGUCUUAUACUGAGUCAGAGCAUUGGUCCAUCUAGCCCAGUAGUGUCUGCUCUGGCUCGCAGUCUCCAGGGCAGCAUAAGUUCGAGGUCAGAUGCCCAAGAUCUGUUUCCUUAAAACACACACACACACCCCAGAAGUUCCCAGAGAUAGGAUCUGGAACCUUCUACAUAUUGGCUGACAUCCUGACUAAAUUGGCAAAGAGGCACAUUUUUAACAUGGUGAUUCUCUUUAUUUAGCAGGGGGAGAGUCACUGGCCCUAUCCACCCUCAGCACAGUACCUCCAGUGACUGUUGCUGGUGUCUAUCUUAUGUUUCUUUUUAGAUUGUGAGCCCUUUGGGGAUAGGGAGCCAUCUUAUUUAUUUAUGAUUUCUCUGUGUAAACCGCCCUGAGCCAUUUUUGGAAGAAAUUGGUAUAGAAAUUGAAUGAAUAAAACUAACAACUAUGA
Hemicordylus capensis (graceful crag lizard) is the source of this 1819-nucleotide messenger RNA. Its product is annotated as beta-1,3-galactosyltransferase 5-like. Gene Ontology annotation, molecular function: N-acetyl-beta-D-glucosaminide beta-(1,3)-galactosyltransferase activity. The record is from RefSeq and is a predicted model, not a curated record. The transcript is spliced from 4 exons. Bases 331 to 1305 code for a protein of 324 amino acids. Gene Ontology annotation, cellular component: membrane. Lineage: Eukaryota; Metazoa; Chordata; Lepidosauria; Squamata; Cordylidae.